This is a messenger RNA of Cryptococcus deneoformans JEC21, 2113 nucleotides long. Its product is annotated as prenyl-dependent CAAX protease, putative. The record is from RefSeq and is a predicted model, not a curated record. Bases 185 to 1204 code for a protein of 339 amino acids. Gene Ontology annotation, molecular function: metalloendopeptidase activity. Gene Ontology annotation, biological process: CAAX-box protein processing. Gene Ontology annotation, cellular component: endoplasmic reticulum membrane. The transcript is spliced from 9 exons. Lineage: Eukaryota; Fungi; Basidiomycota; Tremellomycetes; Tremellales; Cryptococcaceae.
GCCGUCCUCCUCAUUCUCAAACAAUCAUGCGUGCGUGCACCAUGAAGGCGGCCACCGCCGUGCCGAGUAUCAUCAGGCACACCUUGGCGAAACCGAACCGAUCGUUUUGUCGUGUUGUCUUUUGUUUUGUUUGCUCUGCAACUCGCUGACUCCCCUCAUCAAUAAUCUUCUAAGUUCUUUGAACAUGGACCCUUCACUAUCGUUACCACCAGCUCUUUCAUCGGGACUUCCCUUGAGCACUGCCCACGCCCUGUCCUUCCUCUUCACAACAUCCUACGUUGGUUCGCUCUAUAUCUCGCAGCAUUUCUUCGGGACAUCUACUCCAAACCCUCGGAAAGCUCCAUUCCCUAAUACCGUUCGCUCGCAGACUGAACCUCUGCCACCUAUUUCAGCCACAGAUGCUGAUGGCCUGGGAGUCGAACAUGACCUCGGUCCGGAGCUUGGGAGUCGGGACCACCCCAUUACCAUCAAACGUCGAAUGAGGGCUGUUGCCUGUUCUACCCUUUUGAGCGUCGGCGGGGUGUGCUAUGUGGUGAAGCAGCUUGGUCAUUAUAGCUGGAAAGAAGCUAUCAGCCCUACUAUGGCUUUGUUGGGAGUUCCCACAGGCUUCGUUGUGCCAUCUCGAGCCCUGCCCUAUCUACUGACUCCAGGAUUGAUGAUAGGACCUCUGUAUGCCAUGUACUUAAGUGGAGAGGUGCCGGUGAUUGGAUGGAGGAAGAAGGGAGAGACUCUGUGGUCUACUCUGAAAAGAGAAUUUGGCUUGGUAGAAGUGAGAAAUUACAUCGUUGGCCCCCUGACAGAGGAAAUGGUAUUUAGAUCUACCAUAUUAGCUGUGUCACUUCUAGGUCGACUUUCUUUGAAAUCCUUGGUCUUCGGUACCCCUAUGUGGUUUGGUAUAGCUCACGCUCAUCACGGAUUUGAAAUGUACAAAAGGAAUGGAAGGAAUGGAGCAGCUGCUUUACAGGCCAUCUUGACUACUCUGUUCCAGCUCACAUAUACCACUCUCUUCGGCUGGUUCGCCUCUUAUCUCUACCUCCGCACAGGAUCUGUCUUGCCCCCACUGUCCGCACACAUCUACUGCAACGUAAUGGGUAUUUAUCUUCCGACUGUCGCUGUCAAGCGUUACCCGAAGAGGAAAGCAUUGAUCUUGGGAACGUACUUGGCGGGAAUCGUAGGGUUCUAUUUUGGCAUCAAGGUUUUAUAAGGUUAGAAGGCUUUGUAUCAACAUAUGUCAUCAGGCGAAGCGGAGGUUCAUGUGUGUACCCAUAACGUUGGAAAAGUAAAGCACUCAGUUGAACUUACACCCGGGCCCUCUAUACCAUUACUGGUUCAUAUGACCGACAUUAUUCAACACCUGCAGCCUUGAAUAUCAGUUUUCCUCACUAAAUUCUGUUCUCUUUGCCUUUAUAGUAUGUAAUAUCCCAACAGACCCAACAGUUAGCAAAUGUAUGCCAAUAAGCUCAGGGGCAGAGGAAAAAGAGGAUAAAAAUGAAGCGGAGGACCGGAAACUAACAGGCCGAUCGCCAUGUUUAGUGAUGCCACCUGAGCCUGGGCUGGGACAUGCUUCUUGAUCUGAGACUACAUUGGUGAAGUGGAAGUAAGAUAAGGUUAUGAAUAUAUAUAUAUCAUAUAUAUGGGGACGAUUGUGACGGUGUGCUCCUUGUUCUUAGCUUUCUCCCCUCCUUCUUGCCACCAGUCCUUCCUUUUCUCGACCUGUCACCCUUCUUGGACAACCACCUCUUCACCUUGGCAUUCCAUACUACCGUUACUUAUACCAUUGAUACUACCACACUCCAAUAUUCUAUACCCCAUAAACAACUCAAAGCCAUCUUACUUUUGCUGAGGCAAGCUGUAUAUGAGCGGAAUACAUCGUUAGUAUCAGGAAGGGCAAGAUCCGCGACUCGACGGCCAAACCUCGGAAAUACAGACGACAGAGGAUACCACCAUCGUGGGGGUAUCCUCAAUACCCAGCUCAUACUUGAAGAUGCACUGGACAUUCGUUUUAGGCAUUUUUCAAAGCAGUCAAUCUUACAAUCCAAAGGACGAUUAGUAAUCGGAUUUCACGGACACGUCCAUAUGCAUUAGUAGGGUUCUUACUUGUAUAUGUUAACUU